This is a messenger RNA of Calliphora vicina (urban bluebottle blowfly), 952 nucleotides long. Its product is annotated as dnaJ homolog subfamily C member 30, mitochondrial. NCBI's taxonomy places the organism in Eukaryota, Metazoa, Arthropoda, Insecta, Diptera, Calliphoridae. The transcript has 2 exons. The record is from RefSeq and is a predicted model, not a curated record. Bases 85 to 780 code for a protein of 231 amino acids.
CGCAAAAAAUGAUAUAACACGAAAUUGUUUUGUUUAUUAAAUAAAAAAAAACAAACAUUUAAUUUAAAACAGUGUUUAUGUAGGAUGUUCACAUCGCAGCGUUAUAAUUUAAUAAUACGUAAGAUUUUGACAACAAGAGGUGUUCAAAAUGCCAACAUAUUUACGGGACCUGUAACAUACAGCGCUAAUUAUUAUGAAGCCCUGGGCAUAUCGAAGAAUUCGACUCAGGGAGAAAUAAAAGCAGCCUAUUAUAGGUUGUCUAUGCUAUACCAUCCAGACAAAAACCAAGGUAGCGAGAGUGCAGCCAUAAAAUUUCGAGAAAUAACACAAGCGUAUGAGGUUUUGGGAAACUUCAGAUUGCGCAGGUUAUAUGAUAAAGGAAUAAUACAUACGGCGGGUUCACAGUAUGCUCAAGCAACUGAAGAAACUGUGAAAGAUGUAGACCAAGAAGUGGAAGAUGACCCAUCAACUAAAUUUUAUAAAUCUCGCUUUACGAAGUCAAAGGUUUCCAAUAGUGAAGGUCGCACACCAAUUUACAAUUUCGAUGAGUGGUCUAAAGAACACUAUGGAAAAUCUUUUGAACGCCGAAAAGCGGCUAAAGCUAAAUUCGAUCGUACCCAGGCUCAGGCGAAAGAACAUGCUUUAAUAGCACAGAAUGAAAUUUUACUAUUUGGUAUUGCCGUCGUUUGCGUCCUUAUAUACCUCAAGUUUAUGGCGGAAUCAUCCUACGACACUCCUAAAGAUAAAGCAAUAAAGGCAGCAGAAGAGAAGCAAAAGUAAAAAGAAGCAUCAAUUUAGCUUAUUUAGAUUUAUGUAGAAAAUUGUAAAUAAUUUAUUAUUAUUUGUUGUUGAAGGAGGAGAACCUGCUAAUAUUGUAUGUAUUUUACUAUCAUAAAAAACGAAAUUGAUUAUAUGUAACAAUAAUAAAUAAGGGUUAUUUAUUUAAAAGCGA